Branchiostoma floridae (Florida lancelet) is the source of this 3472-nucleotide messenger RNA. Its product is annotated as GTP:AMP phosphotransferase AK3, mitochondrial-like. Gene Ontology annotation, biological process: nucleobase-containing compound metabolic process. The transcript has 7 exons. Gene Ontology annotation, molecular function: ATP binding; AMP kinase activity. The record is from RefSeq and is a predicted model, not a curated record. Gene Ontology annotation, cellular component: cytoplasm; mitochondrion. Bases 199 to 1026 code for a protein of 275 amino acids. Lineage: Eukaryota; Metazoa; Chordata; Leptocardii; Amphioxiformes; Branchiostomatidae.
UGUAAGAAAAGUGUGGUGCUAAGGCUUUGUUGUGUUUCUUUGUCUGUUAAAGGAAGAUCAGAGUGUUGCUUAGUAACCAAGGCAUCGUCUAAGUCGUUUAUGUGCCAAGAAACCGCUGGAUAUUCAACUAAGAAGAGGAAGAAAACGUAAAGUACCAGGUUGGAAAGGCCAGGUAUCGGAGGGUUGUGUUGAUCAUUGAUGUACCUAUGUUUGUUUGUGGUACUUACUCUGACAGCGUGGCCAGCACAGUCACUCUUACAGCACUACAGAUCUCAGGAAGUACCAGAAGAUCCCCCACCAGCCACCACCUGUCCUGUUGAAGGUUGCCCCCCUCCCCCUCCCAAGAUGUUCUCCAAACUCCUGCGUGCCAUCAUCAUGGGCCCCCCGGGGUCAGGGAAGGGAACCAUCUCUGGACGAAUCGUUCACGACUUCGGGAUGAAGCACCUGUCCAGUGGGGACCUUCUAAGAAUACAGAUUAUGAACAGCACAGCUGCUGGUUUGGAAGCGAAGAAGUUUAUUGACCAGGGUGCACUGGUGCCAGAUGAGGUCAUGGUUCAGCUCAUCCUCAACGAACUCAGGGAGAUAACCAACCACAGCUGGCUGCUGGAUGGUUUCCCCAGGACGGUGCCCCAGGCCGAGGCCCUGUCUGACAAACUGGACAUCGACGUUGUCAUGAACUUGGACGUGCCUUUCGAGACCAUCAAGCAGAGACUGACGGCGCGCUGGGUCCACCCCGGGAGUGGGAGGGUCUACAACCUGGACUGGAACCCUCCUCAGAUACCUGGUAAGGACGAUGUGACGGGAGAAGAGCUGAUCCAGAGAGACGACGACAAACCAGAGACCGUCACGGCCAGGCUCAGGAACUACGAGAACCAGACCAAACCACUUCUGCAGUUUUACAGUGCUGCUGGAAAGCUGGUAUCCUUCCACGGAACAGAGUCCAACAUCAUUUACCCCAAAGUCAAGGACUUUCUGGCCACAAAGAUCCCUGCAGUUGCAGACCAAUCACAAUCAGUGAAACAAUAGUGUAUCAAGAAUGUGACUGGGUGAUGCUGUGAUAGGAUCCUUCUGAUUGGUCAAAGUGUACUUAAUCUGAUUUGCUUGGUUACCAUGCAGUGAUUUUCUGAUUGUUGAAAUUAUUGUUUGUGGGGUAUAUGAAAGCAUAUUUCUCAGCAAUGCACCUUGUAUAGUAGCUACAUGGUGAAAUUUUAGUUUGAUCUCCAAAAGCACAAAAUUUAAUGUAUAUACAUGUAAAGGUAGCUAGUACCUGAUAGCUACUAUAACCAAUUCAGGAAAUGAUGUGAAAAUGCUUAUUUUUGACUGUGAUUCUUGUCAUAUGAUUUAUUUGUAUACCAAUCAUGUUUAACUCGUUAAUACAACUGAAGUAAUUCUGAUCAGAAAAUUGUAUCUGAGGUAACACUAGUUCACCUUUAUCCACGGGGAAUCCUUUAUCCAUUCUUUUAAACACAAUUUUUAUUUAGGGAUGGUUUCAAACUGCAAUAUUUUGAAAAUAUUGCAAUCUGAAACCAACAUCUGUCAACUUCAUGUCCCUAAAUACCCUGUUUGUUUGUUUGUUUGUUAAUUAGAUAUAGGUUACCCCUCAGAUAAAGGUGAACUAAUGUUAAAGACUUUACAAACUCAUUGAAAAUUUAAUGAAAGGUAAUACAGGUGUGAUACAAUGGUACUUCCCAUGUAUGGCUAUACUUCAGUGAAAUUGAAUUGCUAUGAUAACAAAAUGGGACAAAUAUGAUUUGAAAUAAGAACUGAUUAUGUCAUGGGGUACUUAAUACAUGUAUACAUAUGAAAAUUGGUCAAGAUAAUAUUCAGAAAUUCUACUAGUAUAAAAGGGAAUACAAACAAGUGAAAAUAGACCCUCCCACAUUCAUACUUUGUGGUUACAUUUUCUGGGGCCAAAUAUUUUUAUUAUAGGAUGUAUUUUGACUAUGACACUUUUCCAGGUUGAAUACAUGUACAUUUUGUACUUACAUCCAUAAAUGGCACAUGACAACAAUGACAGCAAUGCAUAAUAUUAUGCACUGUUAUGUGCAUCCAAAUUUGAUAAAUGUACAAACUUCUCUUACCAUAUCAUGAAGGGUGUUCAGGAAAUGUAAAAUAACUUUUGUUGUUUCUUGAUUUAUACUAAGAUUAAAGGGGCAUUCCACUCCAGACGGGACUGUUAUUUUCCGAUAGAUAUCAAUUGUAGAAGUGACAAAUAUAGGCUACGGAACAUUAUACGAUAGAGUACCCAUCAGCCCCACGCACAUCAAAAAGCAUUCAGUCUUCUACAAACUCCCCAAGGACCCUCUAAUUAGAUUAACCAACCUCAGCCUAUGGCUGAAUACAAUGUGCCUGACAAAGGCUGACUUAAGUUAGCUUACAAAGAGAUUUCUGGGGCGCUAAGAAAAACACGACUUGUUAUGUGUUCUUUGAUAUCCUGUGAACAAUUGAUCUUCUUGUUGUGCUAAGUGCCCCUCAUUUAUGCCACAAAUAUUCACGAUAAAGGAAGUGUCUACACGUAUAGGGAAUACAUGGGUAGGGUCUGCAUGGGUUUAGUGAGUGUCAUAUUGUUUUAUAAACACACGUUGCUUAAUUCGCCACAAGUGAAAUUCCACAAAAGGUCGGCUGAUCAUGUAUUCAUUGAUACACUAUCUAUUGGAAUUUCAAUAACACUCCCCUCUGCAGUGGAAUGCCCCUUUAACCAAUCUUAUUUCAACCUCCUUGGAUUAACUGACUUUAUGAAGACAGUAUAACAAGGGUUAACAGUAACCCUGUAACAUAUGUAUAGGAUUAGAUGUGCCUUAGUAAUAGUAACACACCUGUUAAUUUGAAGUUUUUAAUGUCUUUUGUAAGAAUCUUUAAUAAGAAAGUGGGAACAACUAUGAGAAGUUGUGGCACUGCUCUGCAGAACUUUUCACAGAAACUGAUAGAAAUGAACAACAUUACCUUUAUUUUGUAGCCAAAGUUCUGAUGUAAACUUACUACAACUGUACACAACAUAUAGAUGCGACUGAAACUCUGUAUUUGAUUUACUGUAAUGAGCCUAAUUGAUGUUUUGGUACUGAACAAAUAUUCAUUGUUUUAUGAUAAUGUCAAAAUGUGACAUUGCACUGUAAUGUUUAAUUUGCAUACUUAAUGCAAUUUUGAGCAUGAAUAUUCUCUCAUUGACUAUUUCUGUGCUAAGGAAAACACGUUCUAAUUAGGAAAUGAGAUUCUUCUCUGCCACUGUCAAUACUCCAAAUCAGUAUUUAUUCUCUAAGACAUGUUCAUCAAAAUGCCCAGUAAGUACAAUGGUGAACGAUUACGAUGCCAAGUCAAUGUAAUUCUAUUUUCAACUUCAUGUCAAACAUGGCCAGACAUGUGAAGACUUUUAUUGGGGAAAAUAAGUGACUUUGAUAUUUUAAUUGUGGCCCAAUUUGUGAGUGUGUGUGAACUAUAAUGAAUAAAAUGAACAUUCCCACACCAUGUACAUGUA